Rangifer tarandus platyrhynchus (Svalbard reindeer) is the source of this 306-nucleotide messenger RNA. The record is from the annotation of a GenBank genome assembly. Lineage: Eukaryota; Metazoa; Chordata; Mammalia; Artiodactyla; Cervidae.
AUGUCCCUCCACACGCACACUCAUCAGAAUGUUAAUUUAUUUUGCUUCCUGUUUGCUGUGUCCGUUUCUCAGACAGUAGAAGGGGCGAGUGGUAGGGAUGUGAGGUCCGACAAGAAGGCAGGGUGGACAGGGAGACUCCUCCUGGGCAGCCACUUCCCCUCCUCCCUCCUCCCGGUCCGUUUCCAAACACGCGGCCUCCACGUGGGUGCUAGGGGCAUGGGAAAACCACUGCUGUGCCCGUUACCUCCGCUCCCUUCCUGCUCAGCCCAGGUGUCGCGGCUGAUGCUGUCUUCUGGUGUCAUGUGA